Messenger RNA from Orbicella faveolata, 3150 nucleotides. Its product is annotated as RING finger protein 145-like. Gene Ontology annotation, biological process: ERAD pathway; proteasome-mediated ubiquitin-dependent protein catabolic process. The record is from RefSeq and is a predicted model, not a curated record. Lineage: Eukaryota; Metazoa; Cnidaria; Anthozoa; Scleractinia; Merulinidae. Gene Ontology annotation, cellular component: endomembrane system. Gene Ontology annotation, molecular function: ubiquitin protein ligase activity.
AAAAAAAAAAGCGCAACAAGUGUAGUUUACAGAGUAGCCUAGGAUUUUAGUGAAAUAUUAAAAUACUUUGUUGAACAAGUUAUGGAUAUUAAACAAAAAGAACAUUCACAGAGAUAAAAACAAACGUUUCCUUCAUCGCUACCCGGGUGGUCCGCGGGCGGGAGAUUUUUUGCCGAAUUUUUACCGCUGGCUAAGGAGACUAAAGACUCUUAUCAAGGAAACGUCACUUCAGUCAAAAUCAUGGAGAUUGAAAACCUUUCUUCCUCAGUGAAGAUCUUUUACUUUCGAAAUGAAAAUGUCAUUUUAAGAGUACCAUUUUGCUUCAUUCUGCAGCUGGUAACGUAUUUUGACAAGAUUGCAAAGGAGUCCAAGGAAGAAGACACGAAAACUUGGUAUGAAAUUGCAGCUCUGAUCAGUGGACUUAUUGGUGCCACUGGGUUGCUCGCAAACCUUAGCUACCUUCAGAAAUGUUUUGUUUGGUUAAUUGAAGAAGUUGUGCUCCUAGCUGCAUUUGUGGCGAUUAUUACGUACACUCCUUCAGAUGCCAAGAAAGAUCACUCCAGAAACAACUCAAGCCUUGACAGUUCAUCUUACAUGUAUCUGGAUGGCAUUUACGGUUAUUCAGUUUUAUAUGCUCAAGUUUUCAUUGCUGUCAGCAUAGCCAUUACUCCUCGUAAAUGGGCCGUUGUCAGUGCCAAACAAACAGUGGCAAUGUUUAUUAUUUUCCCUGUCGUAAUACAGCUUUUGACUCUUCCGUUUGUUAAGGCUUCAUCAAUCUUGAGGGACAUCUGUCUGGUCUACCUUGCAUUUGCUUCAGUAAUUCAGAUGUACAAAGCCUGCCUUGGAUUGUUACAACUACUCCAGGACUUCCCAGGGAUGAUAAAGAAUACAUUCAGAAUUUUAAUCACCUUUGGAUGGCUGGAUUUAUUUGUGUACCACUGGAAACGAAUUAACUUAGGUCAAGUUCUGAUGGUAGCUUGGGUGAUAAAAUUUUCAGCCAUAUUUAGUGUUAUCUUGACUAGGACCUUCAGUAUAACCGUAGCCAUGUCUGGAGGUCUGGUACUGUGUUUUGACAGCCUGCAAGAUGUAGCAGGAGCUAGCAUUGUGGUUGGAGUGAUGGCAAAUGUUAUCUUGGAUAUCAUUAGCAUAAUAAUUAAAGGAAAUCUUGAGCGUCCCCGGGAAGAUCGCCACCAGGAGCUCUGGAAUGAUAGUGUUUCCUUUUUCCUUUUGUGCGUACAAGUUGGAAUUGUCAACUUACCUAAGCAGGAACGCCUCAUGCGAAUUGGUCUAGUCAUGUUUGUGACAAUUUCGCUGUUUCUGCAGUCCGCUUAUGAACUAACAGAACCAGCCCUCAUGUCUCUGGGGGCAACAUACACAGGUGUUUUCAAUAGCAAACAUCUAAACACACUAGUGGUUUGUGCUGUGAUCUUGGUACUUCCUGGGUACAUGAUAAUUGUACUUUGUCAAAUGUUCACCUUUGACGCUUGGCUUUUUGUGAUAAUCUCCAGCAAUCUUGUUACAAUUGUUCAAGUAAUGUGCUCACUUGUAAUUUACGCACUUUUCGUAUCCAAUGUUCAUUCAGAGAGUCAAGUGAGGGACUUGGACGACUAUGUUUAUUACAUCAAUGCUGGGUCAAAAGUCUUUGAGUUUCUAGUUGCAGUGGUUGUCCUGGGGUAUACUGCAUGGGCCACAUUAAACGGAGAAUGGAAUUACAUUGGUGCUUUAGUCAUCUCAAUGCAUGCAUACUUCAAUGUCUACAAGCGAGCUCAAGAGGGAUGGAAAAACUUCCUUUUACGGCGCAAUGCAGUAAAAAGACUCAACUCCUUGCAAUGGGCUACUGAGGAACAGUUACAGCAGCUCAAUGACGUCUGCUGCAUUUGUUAUGAAGCCCUUGAUAGGGCCAAAGUAACCAAGUGCAAUCAUUACUUCCACAGCUUGUGUCUUAGAAAAUGGCUGUAUGUGCAAGACAAAUGUCCUAUGUGUCAUGCAGACAUUCUGCCACAGGAUUGACUAUUACCUGUCCUGCAGCGAAUGGCUGCCGUGGGUUAACAAUGGACCAUCGUGCAGUUGAGUUGUGCUUUCUCAAACUCUUUAGGGACACAAAAAGUACUUUCAAGAUGGUGAUGAUUUAGGAGAGACAUUUGUAAAUGUUUGAAAAAAGCAAACCUGAGGGAAAAGUAUUUGAGUCUGUGAUAGCCAAGUUAAAAGUUGAAUAAUGCAUUGAUUAACUGGUUACUGCUCAGAUGCUUCAGCAAAGCUGGAUAGUUUUGUGAAAAACAAAACAAAACAAAACGGUAUUCCACUGACCUUACUGAAGGAUUUUUGUUUAUCAGUUAAAAAAUAUAUAUAUAUCCCAUGGGAAAUUUACAGUUGGUGCUAAUCAUUAUUUACAUGUACAUUUUUACUAAGCUUUUUAUAGAAAACAAGCUCUUGAAAGUUGGCAAUUUAUUUAAAUAUAAAUUAACAUAUAUUUACUGGGCUGAGAUUAUUGAUAGUAAAUGGCUGCAGAGAUACUGAGGUUCCAGAACUCCAAUACUUACAACAGGAGGGACCCUGCAUUUUGCUUCUAACAGAGCCCUGUCAUUUGAGGGGCUAGGUGUCAGUGUGCAGUUGUCAAACCUCUGUGUAGUUGUCACCAAUAGGAAUCUGCUAAAUGCAGGCUGUCGAUGUUUGAAAUUAUGAUGGGCUACAAUAUACAAAUUUUAGUUUCUGGAGGUCAUUACAACAACAAAGCACUUCAAUCUCCUACACUGUAACUACAAGGCUUUAAUAAGUAGACUUUUUGCCAGUAAUAAUUUAUUUGAUUUUCUUAUUCAGAUGUACACCUGUGUUUAAACAUUUAUUUUAAAUUGCUUGAUGCAAGUUUGGAACCCAAAUAAAUAUUUAAAAACAAGUUAAAGGAGGGUAUAUAAUAUUAUUUUACUAGUAGCAGUACUCUUGAAAAGGAACAUCGAGCUGCACAUGAUGAACAAACUUAAAAAUUAUGUGCAUUUAAAUCUUCAAGUUGGUUAAUGUUGGCUACAUUUAUAUUUAUAUAAAAAAAACUUUUAAUUUAAGUUUGGUUACAGAUCAGAUUAUAAAGUUUAUAAAAGGUUGUAAUCUUCAGAUUGACGUUAAAUAUAAGAUUAUAAGACUCAUGAACACAAGAAA